This is a messenger RNA of Lethenteron reissneri (Far Eastern brook lamprey), 7445 nucleotides long. RefSeq names its product chondroitin sulfate synthase 1 (gene CHSY1). The record is from RefSeq and is a predicted model, not a curated record. NCBI's taxonomy places the organism in Eukaryota, Metazoa, Chordata, Hyperoartia, Petromyzontiformes, Petromyzontidae. Gene Ontology annotation, molecular function: glucuronosyl-N-acetylgalactosaminyl-proteoglycan 4-beta-N-acetylgalactosaminyltransferase activity. Gene Ontology annotation, cellular component: Golgi cisterna membrane.
GAGAGGGGAUAGGAUCUCAGAUUGUGGGCGCGGGACGCCGAGAAGGCGGAGGAGGAGGAGGAGGAGGAGCGGGUGGAGGAGGAGGAGGAGAGCGAGAAGGAGGAGGAGGAGGGCGGCGAGCGCGCGGCGCGGCCGCGAGGACUCCCGGCGUGCCCGCCAGCGUCUCCAUCCCCGCGUCCCCGUGACAGCCGGGCGAGCCGAGAGAGCGCGUGGAGUGCGAGGGCAGAGCGAGUGCGGCAACACAGGGAGGAGGAGGCACACUCCGUCGAGGGAAUGCGCUCGUGAGUCGUCAGGGCGGAGCGGACUCGACGGCUCCGAGGGGCGGGUGCUGCCGCUGCGUCUGCCGCUGCUGUCGGGCGAGGAGGAGGUGUUUAGCGGGAGGGAGGAGGAGGAGGAGGCUGGUGAGGAGGUGUCGGAGGCGCUGGAAGCUGCGGACUGUCGCUGGAAUCCCCGCCGCUGUAGCGGCCCCGCAAUGGCCGUGCAGAGGCGGCGGGCGUGGAUGAGCGCGGCGCUCGGUCUGGUCUUGGGCUUCACGGCCGCCACAUGGCUGGCGGUGCCGCGCUCCGUCUCCGGCAACGGCAGGAGGCGUCUCGGGAGCGGCUGCCGGGCGCACCCGGCCGGCGGAGACGCGGCCGGCUCGGCGUGGCGCCGCGGGAGCGCGGGAGGAGACGAAGGAAGAGGCGGCGGUGGCCGCGGUUGGGGAGGGCGGCUGGACCCCCUGGGUGCCCCGGUGCGCGCCGUGGCGACCCCGCAAAACUUCCUGUACGUGGGGGUCAUGACGGCGCACAAGUACCUGGAGACGCGCGGCCGCGCCGCGUUCAGCACGUGGGUGCGCUCCGUGCCGGGCACCGUGGAGUUCUUCUCGAGCUGGGACUCGCGCACCGAGCUGCCGCUGCCGCUGAUCACGCUGCCCGGCGUGGACGACGCGUACCCGCCGCAAAAGAAGUCCUUCCUCAUGCUCAAGUACAUGCACGACCACCACCUGGACCGCUACGAGUGGUUCAUGCGCGCGGACGACGACGCGUACGUGCGCGGCGAACGCCUGGAGCAGUUCCUACGCGGCCUCAACAGCAGCGAGCCGCACUACCUGGGCCAGACGGGGCUGGGCACGGCCGAGGAGCUGGGCAAGUUGGCGCUCGAGCCCGGGGAGAACUUCUGCAUGGGCGGCCCAGGAAUGGUUUUCAGCCGCGAGGCGCUGCGGCGCGUGGGGCCGCACGUGGGCGAGUGCCUCCGCGAGUUGCACACGACGCACGAGGACGUGGAGAUCGGCCGCUGCGUGCGCAGGUUCGCCGGCACGCAGUGCGUGUGGUCGUACGAGAUGCAGCAGCUGUUCUACGAGAACUACGAGCACCACCACAAGGGCUACAUCCACGACCUGCACAAGAGCAAGAUGCGCGCCGCCAUCACGCUGCACCCCAACAAGCAGCCCGCCUACCAGCACCGGCUGCACUCGCAGCUGCUGGCGCUGCGCAUCUCCGAGCUGCGCCAGCGCACGCUGCAGCUGCACCGCGACGCGGCGCUGGCCGCGAAGUUGGCGGCGAGCGAGGCCGCCGGCGGCGCCGUCGGCGCGGCGGAGCCGCCGCGCCGCGAGGACCAGCGGCUUGGCGCGCCGCCCACGUUCAUGCGCUUCGCGCCGCUCUCGCGCGACCAGGUGCUCGAGUGGGACUUCCUGACGGGCCGCCUGCAGCACAGCGCGGCGGACGGGGCUCCGCCGCGCCGCUCCCUCGGCAUGGCCAUGAGGCUGGCGCUCGACGACAUCAUCAUGAGGGUGAUGGAGAUGAUCAACGCCAACUCGCACGCGCGCGGGCGUGUCAUCGACUACAAGGAGCUGCAGUACGGCUACUCCCGCGUCAACCCCGUGUCCGGCGCCGAGUACGUGCUCGAUCUGCUGCUGCUCUACAAGAAGUACGCCGGCAAGAAGAUGACGGUGCCCGUGCGGCGCCACGCCUACCUCCAGCAGAGCUUCUUACGCGCCGAGUCCCACGAGGCCGAGGAAAUCCGCGACCCCGAGGCGCUCGCGCUCAGCGUCGACCGCUCAGCCAACAGAAAAGGCGGCGCCUUGAUCCGAGGUUCCCUCUCCAUCUUUUCAAACCCGCUCAAGAUGUUCGUGCCGUUUCGGGUAUUCAACCGCGGUGGCGGGAAAGGGGGCGGCGGUAACGGGGGCGACGGCGGUGACGGCGGAGACGGAGAGGCCGCCGGGCCCUGGCAGGCCGAGGGCAAAGUUCACGUGCUGGUGCCGCUCAUGGGACGCCUCGGGAUCUUCAAGCGCUUCAUGGACAGCUUCGAGCACACGUGCCUGCGCUCGGGCCAGAACGUCAAGCUGCUCGUGCUCCUCUUCGACGAACAGCCGCGCACGGGGCCCUCGCCGGCCGCGGCGGCGGCCGAGGCGGCAUCCGGGGCGGCGGCCAGCUCGGCCGGGACGUCCGAGAGCCACCGGGACGUCCUGCGCCGGUACCAGCGGCGCCAUCCGCGGGCCGAGUUGGAGAUCCAGCGCAUGCCGGGCCCCUUCUCGCGCGGCGUGGCGCUCGAGGAGGGCGCGUCGCUCUUCUCCAACGACACGCUGCUGCUCUUCUGCGACGUGGACCUCGUGUUCACGGCCGACUUCCUGCACCGCUGCCGUGCCAACACCGUGCAGGGCGCGUCGGCCUACUUCCCCGUCGUGUACAGCGAGUACAACCCACGCUUCGCUCGCGGCGAGCCCGGCGGCGAGCCGCCGGCCGCGGCGGAGGGAGACCCGUCGGGCCACUUCGCGCUGAGCCGCAGGGGCGGUUUCUGGCGCGAGUACGGCUACGGCAUCACGUGCAUCUACCGCGGCGACCUGGCGGCGGCGGGCGGCUUCGACACGUCGAUCCGCGGCUGGGGCCUGGAGGACGUGGACCUGUUCUCGCGCGUGCUGCACGCCAAGCUGGCCCCCUUCCGCAGCCAGGAGCCCGGCGUGGUGCACGUGCACCACCCGGUGGCGUGCGACCCCGCGCUGCCGCCGCACCAGCUGCGCAUGUGCCUGGGCUCGCGUGCCUCCGCCUACGCGGACGGGCGCCAGCUCGCCGAGCUGUGGCUGCGGCGGAGGCCCGGCGUGGCGCUAGCGACGGCCGGCGCUGGGGAGGCGCCCCGGAACCGGACAGACGUGUCGUAGCGGAGAGUCGAUCCGGACGAGGGGACGCUGUCGGGGUUUGUACCGACUAAGGGGGUGGGCGGGGGGCGGCUGGCCUCACCCCCCCUCCCCCUUGCCGAACGAAACGAAUCCUGGAGCUCAAAAAUAGAAGCUCCGCUCGCUGCACUCUGACCUCCGCGGGGGAGCCGCCGCGGGGACUAAACGAUCGAGGGGGAGAACCGAGCGGGAACUGCACACAAGGUCCAGCAUCCAGUUAAAAAGGCUUACUUCAUUCCGUAAUUUUAUUGACGUUUUAGUAGUUCUAUGGUAAGUCAGAAACUCUUGUUGUGCUUAGGUUUUGUUCUUUUUGCCUCCAUCCUCAGACGUCUGUGAAUAAAAGUGUCUUGGGGGACGGAGCCUCCAUAAGUUAACAGUGCGUUACAAAACCACUUAUAAAGCAAUGGUUUUUAGAAGGAAGGAAAAUAAUUGCGAAUUAUUUUUUGGAGUUUGCCUCUCCGACUCGAGCUCCCGCCACAAGCGAGCGACACCGUGGCUGGGCACCGCUGCCUCGGGGUCAUUGUUUUGGGUCGGAUGGGGGGCAAAGGAAGGAUGGGGGGGGGCAGAGGGCUCACACGGGAGGAGCGAGUGGCACUACAGCGAAGACUCGGGAUGUAACGACUCAUCGCCAACUCCGCGAUCGGACUCAUUCCUCACCAUUAUUCGAUUCACAAAUUUCUCUUUUUUUCCUCUCCCCCUUGUGAUGCUUCUGGUAUCCACAACGGGACGAAGCCAAGUCGCCAGCGGUCGUGUGACACGACACACGAGUUGGGAGUGAUCGACACGAACGCCCGCGAUUAAGCGCAUCUAUAUUUAUCGAGUCUAAAAAACCGAUUUGACUUUCUAACGGCCGACGAAUGCAGCCGAGCCUAUGAAUCGUUACAGGCCCCGCGAACACGGUACGGAAUUUAAACAGCAGGCUCUGUUAUACUGCUACGGGCAGGAGCAAUACUUGUGAUAAUGUGAGAGUAAUAAUUGUGAUAUUCCACACGCAUUCUCAACACAAACUAAACAAACGAGGGGCGGGGGCAAGGAUGGUGUGGAGCGGGGAGGGGGGUGGGCAAGGAUGGUGUGGAGUGGGGGGGGGUUAUUCUGUUGCCAAAUCUAAGUCACACUCAAUGGGCCUUCCUAAUCAAAGUAUUUAUUAAACAAGGCAAAUCUGUUGGGCUGAGUUUCACAUCUGGCGGUGGCCUCUGUCACCACCGAUGAGACCGGGUUGCCUCCGGAUGCUACAACUGAGAGCCGCUGGGCCCAGAUGUGGACUAAAGCGCAGGGCGAGCAGUGGCGGAGAACCAAUCGAUUGUUUUGCAACAAAACGUGUGAUCUCGCAGAGCAUGAAAUGCCUUUCUAAGGCCGCAAGCACCAGGCAGUCCGGCUCGCUGGAGGGGGGGGGCACUGCUGCCCUCAACAGAUGCGGCAGAGCGCGAGCCGGCGGCGCCGUGAAAUAUCGCAUCACAGAAACCGCGUCGCGUAACGAACUCUCCGGCGCACUGAGAAUUGACGCUGAAUGACCCAUUUGACGUUUGUCACGGCGUCACAAUGUCAUUUAGCCACACAAGCGUGCGUGUGUACUUUAGUACACGGCUGGCACACACACACCUACCUACUCACAACCACAAAGCCGGUCAGUGGGGGUUGGUAAAGUGGUCGAGGGGUGUUUAGGACCGGUUUAGUUGUCACUUAGCCGUGACUACGAAUUGAACUCUGGCCACCGGGCUCGCAGCUUGGUGCGCUAACCGCCGCUCCGAGACCGUGCGCGCGUGGGGCACGCGGCUCGCGCUCACGAGGGCGCGCACGCGCUCGUCCGGCCCCACGUCGCGAUGAUCGCACUGCCGCUCGGUUCGGAACGGAGGCGCUGCCCAAGGGUGGAGGCGGCGAACAAGGCGACACGCGGACGGUGGGCGCGGCCCGCGAGGCGCAUCGCCGAUGCCUUAUUAGACGAGGUGUACUCGUGCGUCAUUUGUGUCGUCGACACGGAAUCGUCCGAGAUGUUGUUUUACGCCCCGAGCGGAACGCGCUGUGCACGUUCUCGCCCCCCCCCCCCCACCACCACCACCACCACGCCACUGCAGGCCGACACCUCGCUCACUCCCAAGAGGUGCGGACGAAACGGAGCUUCUGGGAGUUCCACCAGAGACGUGGAGAAGAAGCCGCGGUAGUUCGAUUCCUCUUCAGCGUGGCUUCGGGUCGAAGCGCGCGCGUGCUCUGGGGCGACGUCCGACGUUUCGCUCCACGCGUGGCAGCAGCUUUGUUCGGUUUCCCGAAGAAUCUCGCAGCGCGUGGAGCGAACGUCGGGAUGCGACGCUGGACGGCGCGCGACCCCCCCCCCCCCCCCCCCCACACAGAGAACUGUCGCCGCCAGCCGGCACAUGCUAGAAGUUUUUAGACCACGAAUUGAACUCUUUGUUCAACACAAAAUAAAUCCGCCCACGAUCACCGGUGGACGGGGCGACUGCUCCGUGGUGGGGGGGGGGGCAGGGGUGGGGGCACGGUGAUGGCACUCGCCUCCAAAUGGUCGCGUGGUGAGCGGGGUGGGGGCGACCUCUGUGGGUCGGGGGUCGAGGUCGGUCCUGGGUUUACAGAGCAAGGUGCAUUUUCUGCCAGGCACGGCGCGAUCGACGAGUUGACCGCGCCGCGGGAGUGGGUAUGUUUUACUGUAUUUAAGCAAAGGCAGGAAAAGAAAAGAGGGGCGAUGUUAGCAGGAGAAAGGGAAUACAACAAAUAACACCUGGCAGCAGAGACCCUCGAGUCCUGCUCAAGGCACUGUGAAGUUUGUAGUCAGCAGGAUGAAAGUGGAGCUCUCUGCGCACGUGGCUUUGCUUUGACUGUUUUUGUUCUGUUUGGGAGCCUGCAGAGGAACACGUUUGUUUCGCGUCCGUUUAUGAUAUAUCUACUUUUGAAAACAAAACAGAAGAUAAUUAUUUUUUAAUUGUUAUUUAAGAACAUUUUAGAAAAAGUUGUGCUUUUGGUUCUGUUAUCGUUGUUCCGAAGGGGGGAGUGGGGGGGGCCCGGGGGGUCACACGAGGUGAAGGAGAUGUCAAAACGACGACGACUGCUUUAACUGAGGGUGGCUCUGACCAUCGCUCGCUCAGAUUGUCCACCAUUUGGAUUGUCCACCACUCGGAUCGUCCACCACUCACAUCGUCCACCGCUCACAUCGGCCAUCACUCACAUCUUCUACCACUUACAUCGUCCACCAUUCACAUCGUCCACCACUCACAUCGUCCACCACUCACAUCGUCCACCACUCACAUCGUCCACCACUCACAUCGUCCACCGUUCUUGCAAUAUCUCGCCGCUGCGCUCGGCAUCGCCGUCGUUACUCCGUCAUCUCUUAUUAUUAUUAUUUAUUGGUCUCUUUGUUUUCCCCCCUUACAGAAAAUUGGGUACUUUACAGUUUUGAAAGCUGUUUCUUGCAAACAAUUCGAGACGUUCGAUAUUUACAAUGGUAUAAAAAAAACUAGUUUUUUUUUUAUUGUUUAUCAUCUUGCACCCAUGAAUGUCGGAUACUUACAUUCCAGGCGUACACCCAUCACUCCAAUGUCUUAAAGGGGACACGGUUUUGAUACGAAGCGGUGAUUUUCUGGGUGCGCGUAAUGCCGCUUACAGGAUUACUCCACUCGAACACGGAGGCCGGUAACGCGGCCGGGUUAACGGCUGGGUCGGGUCCAAUCUUGACGGUCGUUGCUGGGAUAGGCGUUCAAAUCUACGCGGGGUGUGUCGGUGACACACGCGCGCACACAAUCGCACGCACACCACCCAGCUUUGUGUACGGUACCAAGGUUAAACACACACAAAUACAAAGAUCCCCCGUAUAGCCUUAUCAGACUGUUGGGGCAAGUGCUGUUCGCGAGCACUAAUGAAGGCCGGCACGGCACACGAGGGGGGUGAGUGACCAGCACCACGCCCGACCGCCUUUGUCUCCCCAGUGGCGAUGUUUACUCGUCGUACCAGGCACUCAUUUGAGACUGAGUCGACCUAACAGAGGCCCAGGACUGGUUCAGAUAUUUGUCACUGAUGUCGGCCGUGAAUGGGAAUCGAACUCGCGUCGCCAGUUUCGUAACGCAAUGCGCUAACUGCUGCGCCACUGCUCUCCGCGGUUACCAGGACACACACAACACCCUAAGCUUGCACACGGGUACCACGAUCUCACGUACACACAUUCACAUGUACACACACACACUUUAAUCGCUUUCAUUCCUCUCAGUUGUUUUCUUGGUCCAGUGAGGCAAUCAAAAAUGCAGAAAUUGGAAAAGGUGAAAUAAAGUUUUUUUUUUAAACUUACUUAUCCACUGCU